This is a messenger RNA of Carassius gibelio (silver crucian carp), 484 nucleotides long. Its product is annotated as proteasome assembly chaperone 4. Bases 52 to 426 code for a protein of 124 amino acids. The transcript has 3 exons. Gene Ontology annotation, biological process: proteasome assembly. The record is from RefSeq and is a predicted model, not a curated record. NCBI's taxonomy places the organism in Eukaryota, Metazoa, Chordata, Actinopteri, Cypriniformes, Cyprinidae.
GGAAGAGCGAGGAGCGUUUUUACUUUCGUUCUUCAUUCGUUGGUUUUCGGGAUGGAGACGGCGCUGAACGGAGACUCAGUGGAGCCCAUCACGGUGCAUGAUUUCUCGGAGAAGGUUCUGGAGCAGCUCGUUCACUUCCAUGUGAUGAAGCUGAGUGGCGGGUUCUUCCUCUGGAUCGGGUCUGAGCCGGUUCUGUCCAGUCUGGCUCUGGCCGUCAGCAGCAAACACGAUGCAAUGCCUCUGUCCACUCUGGUUCUGGGCGACCCGUCAGACACGACUCCAAGCUCUCUUGCACAGAGACUCACAAAGAAGACAAAGAAACAGGUUUUUGUAAGUUACAAUUUACCCCUGACGAACUCAAAUCUAGCGCUGCUGGUGGAGAACAGAAUCAAAAAGGAGAUGGAGCUUCAUCCUGACAAGUUUUAAACGUUUGCUGUUUUACCUUUCUUUUUGUACAUAGCUCAAUAAAUCUAAAGAAAAAAUC